UCUUGAGGCUUUGACUGCUCUUUUGUGACCAUCUCUGCUGCUCUUCCUGCCUGCUCAGUUUCUGUGCCAUGACUCAACAUUAGUCCUGUAGCUUUCUGUGUAUCCGUGCUGUUCUUUAUCCUAAACUGAACGUCAGAACAGCUCUGCCUCAUUUGUCAUUGAGGCUAUUAGGGCUGGCCUGGUGCCUGGUCCAGCAAAGGUGGAGGAAAGCAAGAUGAGACCUAAGAUUUGUCAGAGAAACAAGUGCGCUAUUAAUGCUAGCGAGGAUGUCGUGUUGAAAUAGCAGAAGGAUGAGCGUCUCGUAGCUAUAGGAAGCUGUGCCUGGCUUGAACUGGAAAGGUGAGAUAGCAAGAUAUCCAGCUGAAAACAGGAUGGGUACAAGUGUCAUGAGAGGCUGACAAGACACUCCCACCAUUUGUAUUUCAAAAGGUAAAACCCGACAGGAUGAAAAUACAUACUAAUCCAGGGUGUGAGAGAUUGCUUUGAUUGAAACUUAAGAAAGAAAUAAGUCUGCUGGUCAGAGGAAGAUUUUUUGUGAGCUACUUGAAGCGCCCUGCUUUGCUGCUCUGUUGUGGGGGGGGGGGGGGGGGGGGCGGCAGGUGGAAAAGAGGUGUGUUUGUGCUGAAUGCCUACAGUGAGAAGAAAUUACCAGGCUUUGUAACUGCUGCAUAAGCACAGGCUGGGAGGGAAGGCUUAGGGCAGGGGUGUGCUUUCCCAGCCUGCUGAAGCUGCAUGCUCCGUGCUGUGCUGGCGACGAACCCCGCGGGGUACGCUACCUUCAUGCUGCUGCGGUUCGGCAGCUCCUGCAGGAGAGCCGGCUCAUGUCCGCUCCCGCCUGGAUGCGAGCAAGACGCGGCCGUGGCCGUGCCUGUUAUCUUUGGGACGCAAGAUGAGCAAUGCUGUGGGUGCGUGGGGCUCAGCUCCCGUGCCCGCAGGACAAAGGGAUGCUCCGUGCGUGCCUUGUGGCUGCCUUGCUCUGCGAGCAACACCCCGCUGACCACCGAAACCAAGGCCUGAGCGGACCUGGGGGGGACACAGCCCUGACCCCAACCAGCCCUUACUGCGGCUGAGGGUCUGGGGACGAGCACAGGGCCCCUUCCCCGGGGCCAGCCGCCGUCCCUCCGCCCCGCCAGCGGGCGCCCCUCGGCCGCCGCCGCCGCUUUCUCUUCCCAGGCACAGAGCGUGGCCCAGCAGCCACGGCGGCGGCCGAGCCGCUUCCCACAGGUCAGGUGUCCUCCCAGCAGGCUCCUCAGCCCAUCGGUCCCGUCUGUCACAUCAGGAUUCCUCCUCCCUUACCCCGACUGAUGCUGUUCGCCCUGCCCCUGCGAGUAGCCUGCAGCCUGUUUGCCUGGCUGUCCCUCUACGCUUGGUUCUGCCAUCGCUACAAGCACCGGAGUUACGAAUGGAGCUGCAGGCUGGUCACGCUGACCCACGGCAUCCUCGCUACCUGUCUUUCUGCUUACAUUGGCUUCAUCGACGGCCCCUGGCCUUUGAGUCACCCAGGAUCACCAAACACAACUCUUCAGGUACACGGGCUGUGCCUUAGCUUGGGCUACUUCCUCUUCGACCUCUGUUGGUGCGUGUACUUCCAGACAGAGGGUGCCCUGAUGCUGGCCCACCACCUGGUGAGCAUCCUGGGCAUCACAGCAUCCCUGGCACUCGGGGAGUCGGCCGCAGAGGUCAACGCUGUCAUCUUCGGCAGCGAGAUCACGAACCCGCUGCUGCAAGCCCGCUGGUUCCUGAAGGAGACGGGGUGUUACCACAGCCUCACAGGCGACGUGGUGGACUUCUUCUUCGUGGUCCUCUUCACCGGGGUGCGGAUCGGAGUGGGGGCCUGGCUGAUGUACUGUGAGCUCGCCUCUCCCAAGCCCAGGUGGUACAUCAAGCUGGGUGGCGUCAUCAUGUACGCUGUCUCCUGGGUCUUCAUGGUCAGCAUCUGUCGCUUCGCUAGGAGGAAGAGCAUGAAGAAGUACCACGCUUGGAGGAGUCGGAGGAGUGAGGAGCUGUACUUGAAAACGAACGGACAUCUGAAAAACCACUGACUGGAUGCUGAGUAAAAACUUCCUCGAGUUCACAGUCUGGCAGGAAGGGGAUCAUGCCUGAGAUGCCACUGUCGGGAGAGGAGCCAACACACGUUAGCAGUUCUGGAGCCAAAUUUAUCCCUGGCAUAACUCCAUUGAAAUCCAUGGAGCUGUGCCAUGGAUUCAUCGGAUCUGCAGUGUUUGGCCUGGCAGAGGCUAGCUCGGUGUGUAUGUAAGCAUACGCUAACUGAUAGGAGUGAAAGAAGGGCUAAUUUUACUGACUAACCAUAACUGGUCCAGCAGUGCAGGUGUAAAUAGCAGUGUUAGCAGCGAACUCCUUCAGCAUUGCUAUGAUCUUGGAAGAGAGGAGAAAAUAACACUAGAUGUUGAUGUUCAGUGUCCUGUACAGUCUAGACAGCUGGAGUGACUACGUACUGCUAGGAAGGAGUACGUUUUAGUGUUUUGUGGGAGCUGGGAUUCCUGGCUCUUCCACCAACUUGUUACGUGACCUUGGGCAAGUCACUUAACUCUCUAACUCCGUGCCUAAUUUCCCCAUUUGUGAACUGGGGGUGAUGGAGCCGAUCCAUCUGUGUUAUGCACUUUCAGAUCUUCCCUUGAGAGGUGCUAUAUAAACACAAAAUGGUGGUCGUUAUCUGCACUUUGUUCAUUAUCCCCACGUUUCCUUUGGGAGAAGUGGUUCUGGUGGUUGAGCUGCAGCGUGACUCUAGGAAGAACAGUAUUUUAAGUAGGCCACUUUUUCCUACCCUAAUUCCUUUCAAUAACUUAUUUAAUAACGUAUUGGUAACUUAUUUUUCAGUAGUGUCCAGAGGCUCUGGUCAGCACUGGCACCUUGCAGGACUCGGUGCUCCACGAACACACCCAAAGAUGCAGCCCCUGAUGGGAAGCGCUGUUGUGACGUUUUUCCUCCUCUUCACUCCUGACUGUUAAAGCUCUGCCCACGCUCUCUAAAUACUGCUCCUAGCUCCGUGAGUGACCAACACUCGCCUUUAUGAGAAGCCCCAUCAGGACUUGUCAGUAAGUGGUUUUCUGACCUCCAACGUGGGCCCAGCACUGCUGUGUCUGCAGAACGGCAAACUUCCCUCAGCUUUAUUUAUUGGCCCAAAUGCAGGCAUAGCGUGGAGCAAGCCUCAGACCCCAUGGCUCGUCCUGAGACUGUCAAAUACCUUCCCCAAGCUGCAACUUCUGAAAACGAGGGCAGUAAAUGUAGGGUGCGUUUGCAGAUCACUGCAGAAUAAUCUGUACUUGCCGUUUCCGGCAGCCAAAAGGGAACAGGGUGCAGAACCCGACUGGUAGUAAAGGCUUUAUAUUUCUGUUGCUCUUGAAGGUGUCCUUCCAGAUUCCUGUCACUGUGUCUGAACCCAGAGUCUGUCCCAGCAUUUAAAGACAAUGGAGGACUGUGGGUGGAAGCA
This is a messenger RNA of Oxyura jamaicensis (ruddy duck), 3451 nucleotides long. Its product is annotated as TLC domain-containing protein 5-like. Bases 1305 to 2042 code for a protein of 245 amino acids. Gene Ontology annotation, cellular component: membrane. NCBI's taxonomy places the organism in Eukaryota, Metazoa, Chordata, Aves, Anseriformes, Anatidae. The transcript has 4 exons. The record is from RefSeq and is a predicted model, not a curated record.